UUUAAUAUUAGGUCUACAACUUUGCUUCCGGCGUUUUUUUGUAAAUUUAAGUUUUUUUGUAUAAAAACGGUUACGAAUGUCGAUGAGCCUCAGCCGCACUUUUCUUGGAAUUAAAAAAGAAAAGCCAAAUUUCCCGCAAAUGUCGAGAAUUCGGCUCAAAAAGUGACAUUUUCAGUUGAGAAUAAGUUUGGGAUGCAAACAGAUCUCUACAAAUAUUUUGUUGGGUGAAUGUUGACAAAAAUGUCCAAGAACGAUAUAAAAAAAUCGAUUUCAUCGACCAGUGCUUGAGUGCCUAGAGACAUUGAUUGGAAAACGGCGGAAGUUGUAGACCUACAACAACAUAAAAUACAAAUUAUUCCAUUGAUUGCGAUUAGAGAAAGUGUCACACACUAAAACUUCUAACAACCUAGUAUUUUAUGAUUAGGUGGCAACGCUAUUAAAUUAUGUUUAAGCGUUAACACUACACUUAUUUAUUUACCUGCUCUCACUUUAUGUGGCAACGCCGUUGUUGAAGACUCUCCACGGAGGUACAAAACCCUUCAGUAGGUUUCCGACGCUUGCUUGGUUCGGAUAUAAAUAUUUCUAAAACAAUUUUCGUAUUUCGGUGCUGUGUAAAUUUUGUGUUUGUUUUGAUUUUCGCGGUUAAUUAUUUUUGACCUAAUGGUUAUAGCUUGAACUUGAAUUUAAGUUCGUUUAAAUCUUAAAGAAGCAGAAAGUAAAGAAAAAACGGUGAACUCUUUUGGUGGCAAGUGUAGUGAAAAACAUAAUUAUUUGAUAAUGGCAGAGCAGACCUUUAAAUCGCCAGCUACAUUGUACAAACAAAGUUUAGAUAGUUUCAUGAAAUACCUCACAAACGACUAUAUCGUAGUGAAAGAGGAUGAACCGUUAGCACUUACUGUAAAAUUCAUUCCCCCUUCAUUGAAGGAAAUGUGGAAGUUCGAAUUCAUGCCGACAACACUUGUUGCUGAAAUUUUAUACGAAAUGACCAUGACGGACGAAUUCAAUGAGUUAGUGAUGAAGCAACUUGACAAUCUCAACAUACUGGAUAGCUUACUGCAGGAUGAGCGAUCAACGAGUAAGCUUUUUAUGUGCUUGACAUUCGCGAAUAAUAAGAGCCCUGCUUACAUGAAGAAAUUGCCAGCUAGUUUCGCCUUACACUGGCACAAACCAGCAGGCCUGAGACGAUCGCUUUACUCCGAACUUGUUAAAUUCGGUUUGAGAUUGGGUUCCUUUCUAUGUGAAAAUGGUUUUAUGCAAGAGAGUAUAAAAGUAUUGACAUUUGUGGCAGAGAAAAUCAGUCUAAUGGCAGAGAGUGAUUCCAAAACGAUACAAUAUUUGGACUGUCUGCAAAGACGCUUAUAUUGCGAAACAUCGAUAUGGGAUACUUAUGCUGCCUCACGCACCUUAGAAAAAAUAGGGGAAAUUCUUGGUGAAUCUGAUUAUGAAUAUUUACCAGAUACGUUAACUGUCCAAAUCUUUACACAGACUUCGGCGUUCCAUUUAACGCGGCAUAAAUUCGAAAAAGCCUAUGAAUUCAGCACCAUGGCCAUGCAAUAUUUGAGCGAAUCUAUGCCGAAGAGGAUUGUGGUGGAUGCACUACGAAAUACAGCGAAAGCGUGCAUGGCCGUGCGUGAAUACCGCACGGCAUGUAUGCUGAUCAAGCAAGCCAUCUCCAUGGCAGAGAAUGUGUUUGGACGUAAUCAUUUAAAAUAUGCCGAUGUUAUGUUCGAUUACGCGUACUUUCUGCUCAUUUACGAUAAAGUCGAACGCGCCGUUGAGAUUUACACUGAGGUUAAUAAAAUUCGACUUAACAAACUACCACGCGAUAGUUUUCUCAUGGGUUUGACGAAGGCUGCGCUCGCUAAUGCAUACUAUCUGCAGAAACAUAGAUCUAACGGCCUUGUAGACAGCGCGUUCGAAGUGUUGUCUAAGGAACUUUCGAUAACAAACCUAUUGCUUGCAUCAGUCUUUCGUCUAAAGUCAUUGGUUAAAUCAGAAGUUGCAUUUGAUAAAUAUAGAAGGUAUUACAAGACUAAAAAAUACGAUUUCAAAAAGUAUUUGAAUGUACAAAUUGAGUCUUUGAACUUAUGUGUGAGUUUUGAAGGUGAACAGAACUUAUUAACAGCAAAAAACUAUUUCGAAUUAGCGCGUCUUUACCAAGCAUCGAAACAAUAUCAGGAUGCCAAACGCAGCAUUGCAAAGUGUGUAUGGAUUACAAUGACAGAGAUGGGUAGCUCUGAGAAGGACGCCCAGGACUUACGUGUUUUGGAAAAUUAUUUAGAAAAAACAAAUGAGGAACGUGAUAUUCUGCUGAAGGUGCAAAAGGAACCGUUGUUCCUCAACAUCAUUGAAGCAUCUGAUCGUGCACUGGAAGAAGAAUCUACAGCAUCGCCUCGUUUUUACGAUGGUUUAAUCGAUUUGUAUCCACCUGAUAAAGACUACCACAAACAAUUGACAGCUAUAGCAACUACACAGGGUUGGAAGACUUCGUCCGAAGGCAGCAAUGACUUUUGGUGCAUAGAGUUUCUUAAAGCUACAUAUUUUCAUGAGUCUGACACGGAUUCGGAAUCGGAUUGACAAUCAGCACGAGUUGUUACUGGCUUUAUAGACAGAAUCGACAGGGUUUACUCAGCUGAAUGCCUUGCAUCGGGAUAUGUGGCGCAUAACAGUGAGGAUGACACCAACGAUUUUAUAAAUUGAAAUUACGCCAGUUUCAACUCGUGGCUUCUAUAGCAGUGUAUUUGUUAGAUAAAUACAUUGAUUCGUGUUGUGAUAAAACUAAAUGAGAGGACCGCUUUGUUCUAUUCAUAAUAAUAAUUAAUAAUAUUAAGUUAUAGUAUUUAUUUAUUUAGUAUUAGCAUUAGCAUUAUAACAUGAUGAGUUUAAAUUUUAAUUAUGUUUAUUAUUCAAAAACAAAUUUGCUUUAUUUACAUCCAAUUAAGUUUACGUGUAAAUCUCUACAUGUCUUUAUAUCACGAUGUACAAUAAAAAAAAAGAAUCGCCAACUCCCUUAGAUGUGUGUUUAGAUACAAUAAAAAAUCUGCUGGGUAUUAUACCAAACUAUUUUUUCUGGGAUGGUAUUGACGUAUAUUCUCAGAUUUUCGAAGUUAGCCUCGAAAUAUCGAAAAAUUUGUCUUCGAUGUUUGAUAAUAGCCUUUUUUUUAGAUAAUUAUAGGAUUUUUGUUAAGUAAUCUAUCCUCUU
Molecule: messenger RNA, 3202 nt
Organism: Zeugodacus cucurbitae (melon fly)
Lineage: Eukaryota; Metazoa; Arthropoda; Insecta; Diptera; Tephritidae
Gene: Pat1
Product: amyloid protein-binding protein 2
Exons: 7
Coding region: 778-2577 (599 amino acids)
Biological process (GO): intracellular protein transport
Molecular function (GO): protein binding
Source: RefSeq, a predicted model, not a curated record